CCGGGGCUGUCUCCAAACCUCCACUCAAGUUUAGAUCACAGAGCUCUCCACCGACUCUCACUUUGCAUCCUGCUGUCCUCUCCUGCGUUCUGACUUUUGCAGCAGCAGCCUUUGCUCCUCAUCCCUCCAUCUGCCGGUCGCCCUCUCCGCCUUCAACUCUGCAAGGUGUCUUCCUCUGAAGGAGAAGAAGAGAUAAGAAACUCCAGAGCCCUCUGAGACAUUGAGAGCCGACCGUCACCAUGGAGGCCAUCAAGAAGAAGAUGCAGAUGCUGAAGCUGGACAAGGAAAACGCCAUCGACAGGGCAGAGCAGGCAGAGACUGACAAGAAGACAGCGGAAGAUAAAUGCAAGCAGCUGGAGGACGAGCUGCUCGCUCUGCAGAAGAAACUCAAGGGAACCGAGGAUGAGUUGGACAAGUACUCGGAGGCCCUGAAGGAUGCUCAGGAGAAACUGGAACUGUCGGAUAAGAAGGCCACAGAUGCUGAGGGCGAGGUGGCAUCUCUCAACCGCCGCAUCCAGCUGGUGGAGGAGGAGUUGGACCGAGCUCAGGAGCGACUGGCCACGGCCCUGCAGAAACUGGAGGAGGCUGAGAAAGCUGCAGAUGAGAGUGAAAGAGGCAUGAAGGUGAUUGAGAACAGAGCCAUGAAAGAUGAGGAGAAGAUGGAGAUCCAAGAGCUGCAGCUCAAAGAAGCCAAGCACAUUGCAGAGGAAGCCGACCGCAAAUACGAGGAGGUUGCACGUAAACUGGUCAUCCUCGAGGGUGAGCUGGAGAGGGCAGAAGAGAGGGCCGAAAUUUCUGAACUUAAGUGUGGUGACCUGGAGGAAGAGCUCAAGAAUGUCACCAACAACCUCAAGUCUCUAGAGGCUCAGUCUGACAAGUACUCUGUGAAAGAAGACAAAUAUGAAGAGGAGAUUAAAGUCCUGACUGACAGGCUUAAGGAGGCGGAGACCCGUGCAGAAUUUGCAGAAAGGACAGUGGCUAAACUGGAAAAGACCAUAGAUGACUUAGAAGACAACCUAUCACAUGCAAAAGAGGAAAACGUAGGAAUGCACCAAGUCCUGGACCAAACACUGCAGGAACUCAAUAGCUUGUAAAACAAUCAAGCUGAACAUCCAACAAUUAAAAAGAAACUCUGUUUUUGAUAAAAAAAUAUGUUUUACUUACCAUCCAUUCUUUGUCAUUUCACUCUAAUCUGUUACUGUUAAACACAUUCAUUCCUUUUAUAUAUUUAUGUUUCUUUUGUUUCUUUUCUCUUUAAACAAAGGUUUUGGGUCCAAACAAUUUCAAUAUCAGGGCUAGAAAUUGUGUUGUAGACCAGAUUCUGAGCACAAAUAAAGCUGCUGAUGGUUUCGGUCUCAGUGCAGCAGCUGAUAAUCAUGAUGAGUGAUCAUUUGUGUCCUUUUUGUACUGAUCUGCAUGUUCCGCUAUGUUUUUCUAGGCAACUUAACACACAGCUAUACAGUGUAACGAGGAAUGAAAUAAUCUUUCAGUCUGCCUGUAUUAAAUGUGUAAAUGCAUUUUUUUGUAUGCUCAACUAAGACAGUGAAUUUGCUGUUGUUUCUUGAAAUAAUACCACCUAUUACACUUUUUUU
This is a messenger RNA of Cololabis saira (Pacific saury), 1592 nucleotides long. It is a transcript of the gene tpm4b, whose product is annotated as tropomyosin 4b. Bases 240 to 1094 code for a protein of 284 amino acids. NCBI's taxonomy places the organism in Eukaryota, Metazoa, Chordata, Actinopteri, Beloniformes, Belonidae. Gene Ontology annotation, cellular component: actin filament. The record is from RefSeq and is a predicted model, not a curated record. Gene Ontology annotation, molecular function: actin filament binding. Gene Ontology annotation, biological process: muscle contraction; actin filament organization. The transcript is spliced from 9 exons.